This is a messenger RNA of Closterium sp. Naga37s-1, 591 nucleotides long. The record is from the annotation of a GenBank genome assembly. NCBI's taxonomy places the organism in Eukaryota, Viridiplantae, Streptophyta, Zygnematophyceae, Desmidiales, Closteriaceae.
AUGUCCGUCGCCUCUCCCUCUUAUCCCGUAGUCGCCCCUCCCUCCUACCCUGCCGUCCCAAUUCCCUCCCAUCCCGCCGCCACCUCUCACCCUGUCAUCGCCUCUCACUCCCACCCCCCUGUCGCCUCUCCCUCACUCCCCGCCAUCGCCACUCCCUCCUAUCCCGCCAUCUCCACUACCUCCCACCCCGCCGUCGCCACUCCCUCUUAUCCCGCCUCCGUCUCUUCUCCCAUCCGGCCGCCGCCUCUCCCUCCUCCCCGCCGUCGCCUCUCCCUCCUCCCCGCCGUCGCCUUUCCUUUCUCCCCGCCGUCGCCUCUCCCUCCUCCCCGCCGUCGCCUCUCCCUCCUCCCCGCCGUCGCCUCUCCCUCCUCCCCGCCGUCGCCUCUCCUUUCCUCCCCGCCGUCGCCUCUCCCUCCUCCCCGCCGUCGCCUCUCCUUUCCUCCCCGCCGUCGCCUCUCCCUCCUCCCCGCCGUCGCCUCUCCCUCCUCCGCGCCGUCGCCUCCUUCACUCCUCGUCGUCGCCUCUUUUCCCCUCCCCGCCGUCGCCUCUCCCUCCUCCCCGCCGUCGCCUCCGGCGGCAGUUUUUGUGUAG